Melanotaenia boesemani (Boeseman's rainbowfish) is the source of this 1490-nucleotide messenger RNA. RefSeq names its product calcitonin gene-related peptide-receptor component protein (gene crcp). Gene Ontology annotation, biological process: transcription initiation at RNA polymerase III promoter. Gene Ontology annotation, molecular function: nucleotide binding. The transcript has 6 exons. Bases 178 to 594 code for a protein of 138 amino acids. The record is from RefSeq and is a predicted model, not a curated record. Gene Ontology annotation, cellular component: RNA polymerase III complex. NCBI's taxonomy places the organism in Eukaryota, Metazoa, Chordata, Actinopteri, Atheriniformes, Melanotaeniidae.
UUCUACUGACAGAUUUUCUUGUUCAUUGUUCUUUACACAUCGGUGAAGUAGAAGCUGUAAAAUAGUUUAUAUAAAAUACAGCUAAACGCUGUGCUUAAAGGCGUUACCACUUCGUUGCUGUUUUAGUUUCCGCUUCAUUUUCUGAUCGAGAUUAACGAGAAAAAUGCAAACGCUGCAAUGCUCAGUAACUAUGAGGUGUUCAAACUCCUCACAGACCUGAAGGAACAGAGGAAAGACAGUGGUAAGAAUAAACACAGCAUUGGACAGCAGAACCUCAACACCAUCAUGUAUGAGACACUGAAGUAUCUGUCAAACACACCAUGCAGCAGACAGAGCCCUGAGGUUGUCAAGGAGUUCCUUACCACCAUGAUGCCUCACAAACUCACAAAGGCAGAAAAACUGCAGCUACUGAACCAUCGGCCACAGACUGCUGUGGAAAUUCAACUGAUGGUAGAAGAAAGUGAAGAGCGUCUAUCAGAGGAGCAGAUACAGGAGCUUAUCCAGACAGUUUCAGAUGUCCUUCCAGGUGACCCGGAGCAAGAAAACGCUGCCACAGCAGACACUGAGAUGGAUGAAGGAAGUGAGCAGUCAUGACACAGUGACACAGGUCGAAACUGACCUGAAUGUCGAGCACUGGAGAUAAGGUGGACAUAUUGCAAAAAUGGACAGCUUGAACUCUGCUAGAAGGACCUAAUUGUUUAUAGUCACUUACUGAUCUGAUAUGUUAAUAAACAGGGUGAACCAAGAGUUGAUCUAAAAAAAAUAACUGAAACGUGUCUGUCUAUUUAAAUAAUGUGGUCAGCCAUGAGGGCAGCUAAUAGCUCAACAUCUGCUUUCAAGAAGGGAUGUAGAACAUAGCACAUUGCACAUUUUGUUUUCUCUAAAUCUUGUCCUUUUUUUUUUAGAUUAUUUUAGGAAAAUAUUUUACCAUAAUCAUUACUGUAAGGCAAAACCUUUCACAUCGGUUUGUUUCUGAAACCACUCAGACGUUAACACAGGUUACACCCAGCAGGUUUCAUAUACACAAAAUCUUCAGCUCGGGAUUAACUUGUUUUUGAGCUGCUGUGCCACAGAGGAGGAAGGAUGUGCUGGUUAGACUUUGUGUACCUUUCUGUUUUUGGUUUCCUGUUAGAAUAUUAGAUGAGUUUCCUGUGCUUACUGAUCAUAUUGUAGAUUUGGGAUACCAGGGCAAAGUACAAGUCACAGCGACUGGGGUUAGACCAGCACUAUGAAAACACUCAUUACUUGUGCUUAAAGCUAAACACUGGAACUGGUGUACCUCAGAAAUCUUUUUAAAUAGUGUAUAAUCGUUCUGAUUUGGAGAGAGUAUAAACUAUAACAUAAAGACCUUACCUAUCUUCCAGUGUAUUCCUACACAAAGCUGCUUAAUUACCAUUACAACCUGUAGUUUUUUAUUGUAAUGUACCUAUAUGUUCUGUCCAAAUUGGUAAAAUGAAAAAAAGAAUAUGUGUGCAUAUGUGUUCAUUCCC